AACACUUGCCAUUCAUCCACUAAAAUGGACCCAAAUAAAGAGUUUGAUCCUAAGACUGCCAACUUCGAUGAGCUGAACCACAUCACCAACCUCGACCUCCGUCGUCGGGCUGCCCUCGCGGAGAUCGACAAUGCCAAGUUCUCCUUCUUCCAUCUAAAGGCCGUCCUUGUCGCUGGUGCCGGUUUCUUCACUGACGCUUACGACAUCUUCGCCAUCUCCAUUGCCUCGACCAUGCUGGGUUAUGUCUACAACAACGGCGGUGCCCUGACUGUCAAUCAGGAUCUCGGUGUUAAGGUUGCCACUCCUAUCGGCACUUUCGUCGGCCAGCUUCUCUUCGGAUGGCUCGCUGAUAUGGUUGGACGGAAGCGGAUGUACGGUAUCGAACUCAUGAUCAUCAUCGGCGGUACCUUUGCACAGGCUCUUUGCGGUGAUGGCCCUGCGGUCAACGUUAUCGGUGCUCUCAUUGUCUGGCGUUUCAUCACCGGUGUCGGCAUUGGUGGGGACUACCCGCUCUCUGCCAUUAUCACUUCUGAAUUCGCUGCAACUCGUAUCCGUGGCCGCAUGAUGGCUGCCGUGUUCGCCAUGCAGGGUUUCGGUAAUUUCGCCGCUGCCAUCGUUGCCACCGUUGUCGUUGUUGCAUACAAGAACCAGAUUCUCGCCGAUCCGCCCAACCAGCCUGACCACGUCGACUAUUGCUGGCGUCUCCUCAUCGGUCUCGGCUGCGUUCCCGGUGUUAUCGCCCUCUACUUCCGUCUCACCAUCCCCGAGACUCCCCGUUACACCAUGGAUGUUGAGCGUAACGUCCAGCAGGCCACCACCGAUGUCGAGAACUUCAUGGCCACGGGCACCUAUGAGUACAACCCCGAUGCAAUUGUCCAGCGCGCCCAGGCCCCCAAGGCCAGCCGUCGCGACUUCAUCGCCUAUUUCUCCCAGUGGAAGAACGGCAAGAUCCUUCUCGGCACGGCAUACUCUUGGUUCGCGCUCGAUAUUGCCUUCUACGGUCUCGGUCUCAACUCUUCCAUUGUGCUGAGCGCCAUCGGCUUCGGCUCUUCCACUGCCUCAACCCCUCAACAGAAGAUCUACGAUAAUCUGUACAAUGUUUCCGUCGGCAACAUCAUUCUUGCCGUCGGUGGUCUCAUCCCUGGUUACUGGGCGACUUUCCUCGUGGUUGACUCUUGGGGUCGCAAGCCCGUUCAGCUCAUGGGCUUUGCUAUGCUCACCGUUAUCUUCGUCUGCAUGGGUUUCGGCUACUGGGCCAUGCAGACCACCCACGCGGCCAAGAGCGCGUUCGUGUUCCUCUACUGCCUUGCCAACUUCUUCCAGAAUUUCGGCCCCAACACGACUACCUUCAUCAUGCCCGGAGAGGUCUUCCCCACCCGCUACAGGUCUACCGGCCACGGUAUCUCCGCUGCCUCAGGCAAGCUCGGCGCCAUCGUAUCCCAGGUCGGCUUCGCCUGGCUCCGUAACAUCGGCGGCACCAACUACUGGAUCGGCCACAUCCUUGAACUCUUCGCCUUCUUCAUGCUCACAGGUCUUUUCUCCACUAUGCUCAUUCCCGAAACCACCAACUUCACCCUUGAGGAGCUCUCGAACGAGAACCAGGAAGGCUUCAUCCGGGAUGUUGCACCUGUCGUCGUCCAGGAUGGCGUUGUACUCCAGCCCGCCGUCACAAACGGCGAGACCAAGGAGACUGUGUAGACUGUUGAGGUUGCAGUUGCACUCCGCUUUAUGUUUAUCUUGUUCGGGUUUUUCACGUCUAAUGCCUCUGACGAUGUGACAGUGUAAUGCCACGUCAACGACGAGUUGUUUAAUAAUGUUACAGGGUAUCGUCCUAAACGAUAAUCCGCGAUAAUAGAUGUCUGC
Messenger RNA from Dacryopinax primogenitus, 1863 nucleotides. RefSeq names its product MFS general substrate transporter. Gene Ontology annotation, cellular component: membrane. Gene Ontology annotation, molecular function: phosphate transmembrane transporter activity. Gene Ontology annotation, biological process: phosphate ion transport; transmembrane transport. NCBI's taxonomy places the organism in Eukaryota, Fungi, Basidiomycota, Dacrymycetes, Dacrymycetales, Dacrymycetaceae. Bases 25 to 1698 code for a protein of 557 amino acids. The record is from RefSeq and is a predicted model, not a curated record. The transcript is spliced from 4 exons.